Molecule: messenger RNA, 466 nt
Organism: Oppia nitens
Lineage: Eukaryota; Metazoa; Arthropoda; Arachnida; Sarcoptiformes; Oppiidae
Product: snake venom vascular endothelial growth factor toxin barietin-like
Exons: 1
Coding region: 32-466 (144 amino acids)
Biological process (GO): hemocyte migration
Cellular component (GO): membrane
Molecular function (GO): growth factor activity
Source: RefSeq, a predicted model, not a curated record
AGUUGUUUAAAUCGACAUAAUUAUAAUAAUAAUGGAUACAAAAUUAUAUUUUUGGUCAACUAUAAGGACGGGUUGUUUAAUACUAUUGUAUAUCGCAAUAGUUAUUCGACAAAUAAAUUGUCUCAAACCUAAUGAAUCUCUUUUGGCGUCUCAACACUUCUCUCGUAUCCUAAAAGAGGCCAAAUGUCAGCAACCGGUGCCCCGUGUGGUCAACAUUCAAGAGUUGUUUCCAUCGGCCACUAAAAAAUAUAUACCGCACUGUACUUUAAUGCACUUUUGUGGCUACGAUACCGGCUGUUGUCGUCAAGAAAACGAACGGUGCGUUCCUAAGACUGUUCAAGACGUCGACCUAUACUUCUUUACUGUUGAACUCACACCAAGAGGUCAGCGGAAAGGCGUUGAAAUGAUAACAAUGCAAAACCAUACGGAAUGCAUGUGUCAACCCAUUAACGACAGUCCCCGAUAA